AUGAACAUGGCCGAGUGGCCGUGGCCGUGUCGUGUCGGCAUGGUAACAGGUAACAGGCAACAGAUGCGAGUUAUAUGUGGGGAUGCGGCCGCAUAUGCUUGCACUUGCACCACCUCGACACCAGACACGGCUGAUGAGGGCAAUGCACCCGGGGAGAAAGCUGAGGCUCGCCUAAUCUUAGGGAGCCGCAAACCCGCAUGCUUCCUUACUCAAGAUGCCUCAUGCAUAAUCAAAAAAAAUAACUGUCCACGCUGCCCGCACCAUCACGGCGUCAAGUCAAUCGUUGCUUCUUAUGAUGGUGAUGGGCGUGGUGGUGGUCAAUGGUGGCUGUUCUCCUCGCCUGUCCCCGCUCGAAUCAGGGCCUUGUCCAGCUCCGGUGAGGCCGCUCAUGCAGAGCUAUACAAGGUUGCAGGAUGGGCCUACGAUCGCUGUCCAAUGUAUCUGUCGCCUGCGCACAGGAAACAAGUUGCUUCGGACACGGCCAAGACCUGCAUAGGGCACAGUGGCCGGCACUCAGUCUCGCUGACUGCUAGUGGACUGCAUUUGACCCCCAUGUCCAAGCAGAGACAGCGUCCUGAAGCCCUGGCGCGUGCACAGCAGCGGGUGCGAGCGACAGCGGGUGCGAGCGACAGCGGGUGCGAGCGACAGCGAGCGGGAGCAACCAUUCUGGUUAUAUUUGCGGAAGAUGCGGACGGGACUAGAACGCGUUCAAUGGGCGUGUCUCCUGGACGAAGCUUCCCAGACGCAAAAAACGCCAUGGAUGAUCCACAAUGGGGCACGACGGCGGCGGAACACGCAUCGGUUGGCUGGGCGCUGUGGGCGUAG
Pyrenophora tritici-repentis Pt-1C-BFP is the source of this 825-nucleotide messenger RNA. The record is from RefSeq and is a predicted model, not a curated record. NCBI's taxonomy places the organism in Eukaryota, Fungi, Ascomycota, Dothideomycetes, Pleosporales, Pleosporaceae.